AUGGGAACAGAUGUCCAGACUGAAACCAUUGACAGCAUUUCAGAGGUUAACAUGGACUUUACAAUGACUUUUUAUCUCAGGCACUACUGGAAAGAUGAAAGGCUCUCCUUUCCUAGUAUAACCAACAAAAGCAUGACUUUUGAUCAUAGAUUGAUCAAAAAGAUUUGGGUGCCUGUUAUCUUUUUUGUUCAUUCUAAAAGAUCCUUCAUCCAUGAUACAACUGUGAAGAAUGUCAUGCUGCACACACACCCUGAUAGAAACGUCCUCUUCAGUCUCAGGAUAACUGUUUCAGCCAUGUGCUUUAUGGGUUUCAGCAGGUUUCCUCUUGACACUCCGAACUGUUCCCUUGAACUGGAAAGCUAUGCCUGCAAUGAAGAGGAUCUCAUGCUGUACUGGAAACGUGGAAACAGGUCCUUAAACACUGAUGAGCAUAUCUCCCUUUCUCAGUUCUUCAUCGAGGAGUUCAGUGCAUCCAGUGGAUUUGUCUUCUACAGCAGCGCAGGUUGGUACAACAGGCUUUUCAUCAACUUUGUGCUAAGGAGGCAUAUUUUCUUCUUUGUGCUGCAAACGUAUUUCGUGGCUACGAUGAUGGUAAUAGUUUCCUGGGUUUCAUUUUGGAUUGACCAGAGAGCUGUUCCUGCAAGAGUUUUGCUGGGAAUCACCACAGUGCUGACCAUGUCCACGAUUAUCUCGGGCAUGAGUGCCUCCAUGCCACAGGUGUCCUACAUCAAGGCCGUGGACGUGUACCUGGCGUCAGUCAUUGAGUACGCAGCUGUGAACUACCUCACCACAGUGGGAAAAUGGAAACAGUUCAGGAAGUCCCGAAAGGUACUGCCUUGCCUUGGUGAUCACACCCCUUUAAGAAUGUGA
Molecule: messenger RNA, 870 nt
Organism: Molossus molossus (Pallas's mastiff bat)
Lineage: Eukaryota; Metazoa; Chordata; Mammalia; Chiroptera; Molossidae
Gene: GABRR3
Product: gamma-aminobutyric acid type A receptor subunit rho3
Biological process (GO): regulation of membrane potential; nervous system process; signal transduction
Cellular component (GO): membrane; synapse; neuron projection
Molecular function (GO): GABA-A receptor activity; extracellular ligand-gated monoatomic ion channel activity; neurotransmitter receptor activity
Source: RefSeq, a predicted model, not a curated record